AUGGCCCCGCUGCCUUCCUGCUGGCGCCUCUGGGGUCUUUUCCUUCUCUGGGCCGCGGCGGAAACCCGCGCAGAUAUCCACUAUGCAACUGUAUACUUGGUGAAAGCUGAAAAGCAAUUCCUUAUUAAAGAUGAAAUGGAUAGGAAUGGUGAUGCUUAUGGUUACUACAACGACACUGUACAGUCUACUGGAUGGGGAAUUCUUGAGAUCAAAGCAGGCUAUGGUAGCCAGUCCAUAAGCAAUGAAGACCUCAUGUAUGCUGCAGGUUUCUUGGAGGGCUAUCUCACUGCUUCACGUAUCAGUGACCAUGUUGCAAACCUGUAUCCACAGCUGUUUAAGGAUAUCAUCAUUAGGAAAAAAGUUGAAGAUUUUAUGGAGAAACAAGAUCAAUGGACCAGAGAACAAAUUAAAAACAACCCAGAUGACCACUUUUGGAGACACACAGGAUACAUCAUUGCUCAGCUGGAUGGGCUGUACAUGGGAACUGUAGAGUGGGCUAAACAGCAGAAAAAAACACCUCUCACAGUCUUUGAGGCCCGCUUCCCGAGUGCAGCUGGAGAUCUGCUUGACCUAAUUCCUUCCUUAUUCUCACAUUCACCAGAGAUGGACUAUAAUGUUUUACUAGGAGGCCGUGUUAGAUACCGAUGGGAUAUGGGUCAUUGCUCAGCUCUGAUCAAGGUCCUUCCUGGGUAUGAGAACAUACUCUUUGCUCAUUCCAGCUGGUUCACAUAUGCAGCUACACUGAGAAUAUUUAAACAUUGGGACUUCAAGAUUGAUAGUCCAGAGACAAGCUCAGGCCGUGCCUCUUUCAGCAGCUAUCCAGGUACUUUGGCAUCCAUGGAUGACUAUUACAUACUCAACAGCGGCUUAAUAAUGUUGCAGACCACAAACAGCGUUUUCAACCAGUCUCUGUUUAGACAAGUGGUGCCCGAGAGUCUCUUCGCAUGGCAGAGAGUCCGUCUUGCCAACAUGAUGGCAGACUCUGGAAAAACUUGGGCUCAGACGUUUGCAAAGCAUAACUCUGGUACCUAUAAUAACCAGUAUAUGGUCUUGGAUACAAACAAGAUCACAUUGCAAAAGGGCAUUGAUGAUGGAGCUCUCUACAUCAUUGAACAAAUCCCAAAACACGUGGAAUACUCUGAUCAGACAAAUAUUCUCCGUAAAGGAUACUGGCCUUCUUACAACAUACCUUUCCAUGAAACUAUCUAUAAUAUGAGUGGAUAUAAAGCGUAUGUUAAAAAAUAUGGCUUGGAUUUUUCAUAUGACUUGGCUCCCAGAGCAAAAAUCUUCCGGCGGGACCAGGGGUCAGUGACAGACCUGGAAACCAUGAAGCGCAUAAUGAGAUACAACAACUACAAGAAAGAUCCCUAUGCAAGGCACAAUCCCUGUAAUACCAUUUGCUGCCGGCAAGACUUAAACCUCAGAUAUCCAACUCCAGCUGGGUGCUAUGACUCUAAGGUAUCAGACAUCUAUAUGGCUGCAAAGUUUACAACCUAUGCCAUCAAUGGCCCGCCAGUGGAGGAGGGGCUGCCAGUCUUCAGCUGGUCACGUUUCAAUUGGACAAAGCACCAGGGCUUGCCAGACUCAUAUAACUUUGAUUUUAUCACCAUGGUGCCAGUGCUAUGAAACUGGCCUCAGAGUUUUAACAUAUGGGGGAAAAGGUUUUUUUCUAUGUACAGCUUUACAAAUAUACCAAAUAAACUGAUCUGUGCACUCCUGAGAUUCUGCCUUUGCUUUC
Euleptes europaea (tarantolino) is the source of this 1738-nucleotide messenger RNA. It is a transcript of the gene PLBD1, whose product is annotated as phospholipase B domain containing 1. Lineage: Eukaryota; Metazoa; Chordata; Lepidosauria; Squamata; Sphaerodactylidae. The record is from RefSeq and is a predicted model, not a curated record. The transcript is spliced from 11 exons. The coding region runs from base 1 to 1626 and encodes 541 amino acids. Gene Ontology annotation, biological process: phospholipid catabolic process. Gene Ontology annotation, molecular function: glycerophospholipase activity. Gene Ontology annotation, cellular component: extracellular region.